Molecule: messenger RNA, 1324 nt
Organism: Strongylocentrotus purpuratus (purple sea urchin)
Lineage: Eukaryota; Metazoa; Echinodermata; Echinoidea; Camarodonta; Strongylocentrotidae
Product: superoxide dismutase [Cu-Zn]-like
Exons: 6
Coding region: 295-1008 (237 amino acids)
Biological process (GO): removal of superoxide radicals
Molecular function (GO): superoxide dismutase activity; copper ion binding
Source: RefSeq, a predicted model, not a curated record
CAUGACUCGUGCCCUCUACGGGCUAGUCAUCACCCGUGAUCUGUCACUUUUAAUUUCAGUGAGCCGUGGAACACCAACGAUUGUUACAUCACUCUACCUCUGUCCAGGCACGAAGUUAUUAGUAUUCGUUACCUUCCUUGAGCAGUUCAUUCCAUCAUAGCCACCUCACUUAGCCAGCCACCAAGAAUCAAAAGCGAAGUUGAUAGUACAGGAAUUAGUUUCUUCCUCUGAGAUUGUGGAUUAGGCCUACUCAACUUUCUGAGCCGAACUGAGCUUCUUUUCUUCUCCAACAAAAUGCAGCUACUCCUUGCUCUCCUGUCACUCACAGCUCUCAUCACCUCCAGCUAUUGCGUUCGAAUCCCCCUCUUUGCCACCCUUCGUCACCUUCAACACGAGAUCGACAACCUUAAGGCGGAAGUGGUCGUCCUACGCCAGACACAGGAUCAAUGUCACCCUACAGAAGCUCCUCCUACAGAUGUUGGAAAGAAUAAAGACGCGGCUGUUACGGUAAACUUCGCCUCAUGUCGGCUGACAAAGAGCGAGAACGGAGAGGUUGUGGGCAGAGUCGAUCUUCGAGAACAGAGUGAUACGAACGUACUUCAGCUCCGUCUGCAGGUUGAUGGUGCGAAGCUCACUUUGGCGGCAAACAGCAAACAUGGAUUUCAUGUGCACACCUAUGGCAACAUCAGUGGUUCAUGCUCAACCACCGGAGGACAUUACAACCCUGAUGGCGUAGAUCACGCCAGCCCAACUUCAGCACAGAGGCAUGUUGGCGACCUAGGUAAUGUUCAAGCGGACGCCUCAGGGAAUAUCGAUGUGAGUUUCAACGAUACUUAUGCAUCGCUGACAGGAACAAAGGCUAUCAUGGGACGAGCAUUCGUGCUUCAUGGAGGAGAAGACGAUAUUGGCCUGGGAGGUAACGCUGGCAGUCUGGCGAGCGGCAACGCCGGACCUCGAUUGGCUUGCUGCGUCAUCGGCUGGGCUACUGGCACAGAUUGGGUUUACUAAGUAAUUAUUGUUCUUUAAUUACAAAGAUAUCUCUAAAAUUCACCCAUGCGUACAUUUUUAUUACUCUUUUGCACAUUUUCUACGAUUUUUUGAUAUCGACACAUUAUUAUGAUUUGGUGUCAGAUAAAACAACUGAGUACCAAUCCUGUGACAGAAUGUUACGAUUUUUUUGGUCGAAUAUGGAACAUGCUUGUCAAGUGUUGUAAUGUACUCAGGGGCGGACUGGGACUACAAUGCGGUUGAGGAAAUUUCGAAGCAAACGGCCCACUCAACAUAUCAGCCGGCCCUCAGACCACAAAUCGACCUACCCUCAAGC